AUGGCGCUCCUAUUCUACAGCAGGGCUGCGGCGGCCGGCGGUGGCGCACCAGACUAUAACUUCACCAUUACAACCUUUCCGCUGCUGCUGAACAAGACGGGAUGCACCACGCCGGCCGCCACGCUGGUGGCCAACUUCACGGUGUCCAGCGACCUGCGCAGCACCGAGAGGCUCAUGGUGACCACCUCGGUGCUCAUGACCAUGCUCGGCGCGGCGCUCUUCGUGCUCUGCAUCCUGGCGCGCCUCUCCGGGCGGCACCGCGGCCACUCGACCGCGACGCGCAUCUUCUUCCGCGCCUCCUUCGCGCUCUUCCUGCCCCUCAUGUCCUACAUGUACUCCCAGGCCCGCUCCAAGGACGCCCCCGCGCGCGCCGACCUCAUCCUCCUCUGGAUGCUCCUCGUCGAGCUCCUCCGCAAGAAGGUGUACGCCAUGGUGGCCCCCGAGGGCGACGCCUUCGCGCGCGGCGUCGGGCGCUACUCCUUCUUCGACGCCGUCGAGGAGGCUGCGCGCAUGGUGUGGAUCGGCUACCUCAUCUACUCGAAUGAACAACACGAUCGCGGAGCCGUCCUCAACUCCUUCUUCGUCAUCCUCUGGAUCUUCAGCGUCGCCAAGCUCUGCAAGCGGGCCACCUGCAUCGAGCUCGCCAAGCGCUCCUUCGACCUCGCCAAGAACGCCAGCCUCGUCUCCGGCUACAUGGCGCACCUCGUCCGUGCCAGACAGCAGCAUCUCGUUGGUCAACAUCAAGAACAAGAUAUUCCCGUCCUUCGUACAUGUAACUACGUGGUGAUGGGGGAGAGCCAGCUGGAUCGCGAGGAGGCGCCCUGCGGUUUCCGGCUCCCGGAGAUCGACAACAUCCUCGCCCGCCAGCGUGACCACCGACACGAUGACGUGCUUGUGGAGACGGUGGAGGUGGCGGUGACCGCGACGACGAAGCUGGUCCGCGUGUGCGACGUCUGGCAGCUCGCCGAGAGUGACCCAGUGUUCCGGUACCACGAGCGGCGUAAGCACAGGCUGCAGGACACGUGCCUGGGCCUGGCCCUCUUCAAGCUGCUCCGCCGAAGGAUGGAGGGCCACGCCAUGGUGGAGGCCUGCACGGAACAGGCGCGCGACCUCGUGCGCUACGGCAUCCUCGAGGAGCUCGGCGCGGAGCGGGCCUUCGACGUGGUGGAGCAGGAGCUCACGUUCCUGGACGAGUACUACCAGGCCAUCAUCCCGCUGGCGCUGCCCAAUCCCAAGCUCUUCGCUGCCAACUUCGCCUUCUCCAUCCUCUUCAUCCUCUUCUACUGCGUCGCCGUGCUGCUCGUCACCGGCAACGGCCACAUAUUCCACGUCCUGGCGUCCCUCUUCCGCGGCCUCGUGGCACUGUCCGCCGACAUGGUCCUCCAGUACAGGUGCUUCGUCCACCAGGCGUCGUUCCUCAUCGCCAUGGUGCUCUCCUCCUCCGACCUCAUCAUCACUUUCCUGCUGACGUUCACCCUCUUCACCGUCGAGACCUACGAGUUCGUGCAGUACCUGCUCUCCGACUGGCACCUCGCGUCGGUGCUCUGCAACUACGCCACCAAACCGGCCCUGCGGAAGCGCCCCGGCGUCCGCAAAGCCGUCAAGGCUGCCCUGUGGAUCAAGAAACGCUCCCGCCCCGUCAUCAAGAUGCACCAGUUCACCCUCCUCAAGUUCCACCAGCUCCAUCCGCGCCGGGUCUGGGUGCUGCUCUCCCGCCUGCUGAAGAGGCGCCUUGUCGGCCUCCCCGAUGUAGCCGUCACCACCGAGGCCAAGAAGGCCAUCGUCGAGGUCCUCAAGCUCGUCCUUGACCGCGCCGUCGACGGCCAGGGAGGACAAUUCAGCAAUGGCAGGGAGGCGCUCGAGUGGGCGUGCGACGAGGCCGGGGGCGCCGCCACGGUGAUCCUGGUGUGGCACCUGGCGACGACGCUGCUCGAGGCGAGGGACGACACGGAGGAGCACCCGCUGCCGCCCGCAGGCGAGGCGGCCGUGACGCUGUCGAGGUACUGCGCGUACCUGGUGGCCUACGAGCCGGGGCUCCUGCCGGACGACCAGUCGUGGACAGAGAAGGCUUACAGGGGCAUCAGGGCGGAGAUCGACGGCUUCUUCCGGGGUUGCCUCACCACCACGAAACGCCGGGACCGACUGAUGGCCGCGGGGUUCCACCGUGGGGGCCUCGGGGAAUCCACGGCGAUGGAGAAGGGCGUGAUGCUGGCCAAGGAGCUUGAGCGUGCGACCGUCAGCUGCUCGUCGGCGCACGCGGGCCAUGAGAGGGUGUGGGAGAUGCUGCUGCAGCUGUGGGCAGAACUGCUCGUCUUCGUGGCGCGCGCCCCGUCCGGGGGCGUGGACGCGCACGCGCUGGCGCUGGCCAACGGCGGCGAGUUUAUCACCCAUAUCUGGGCCAUCCUCACUCACGCCGGCCUCCGCACUGACGACGUUUCCAGUAACCACAACACCACCAGAGAAAUCCCCAUAGUUCAAGAAAUCCCCGUUAUUCGAGAAAUCGCCAUUGGAGCUGGUGGCACGACUACCGUCUGA
Molecule: messenger RNA, 2535 nt
Organism: Miscanthus lutarioriparius
Lineage: Eukaryota; Viridiplantae; Streptophyta; Magnoliopsida; Poales; Poaceae
Source: the annotation of a GenBank genome assembly